AUGGCUGACGACACACGUAAAGUUCGUGUCGAAGAGCAACUGAAGAUCAAAAUAGGGGAAGCAAAAAGUCUCGUGGGACGCAGCAGCAAUAGUGGUACCACGUCAUCGAAAGAAAACCGAGAUGUGUACUGCACGAUCGCGCUCGACCAGGAGGAAAUUUGCCGGACGCCCACCAUCGAGCGUACGCUUUCGCCAUUCUUUGGCGAAGAGUACCAGUUCGAAAUACCGCGCUCCUUUCGGUACCUUUCGGUGUACGUGUGGGACCGCGAUCGCCACUUGAAGCAGGACAAACCGUACGGCAAAAUAGCGAUCCGGCGCGAAGAUCUGCACCAGUACAACCAUAAGGAUCACUGGUUUCCGUUGCGCCCCGUCGAUGAGGACUCGGAGGUGCAGGGUAUGGCCCACCUGCUUAUCAACAUUGAUGACGGCGUGGGCAACCUGAAACAGCACACCGGGGAGUUCGAGGACUAUCGGUAUCUUACACAGCCGACAACACUGUCGUGGUUGCAUCAGCAGCAACAGCAACAGCAGCAGCAGCUUCUUCACCAAAAUCAUCUAAACCAGCAGAACCUACACCAUCAUCAUCUGAACGUUCACAGCACAUCAGGAGCAAACGUUGGUGGUAUAUUGGUGGGCAGCGAGUCUAAGGAGAACAGUGGCAUCCUCCCAUACCCGACCGCCCACUCGCCAAACCCGUCGUCCAACAAUGCGUUGAUGUCAGUUCAGCUAAAUAGUUCUGUCGCUAGUACAAAUCUAAAGUUAUUUUACCCAACAAAGGGUAUCAACACACUCCUCGGCGGGUCUAUGGAAGGUGGCGGCGGUGGGGCAGGUAGUCAGAUGACGCCGCUUUUGAAACUUUUCGAUUCCAGCCACACAUCACCCUUGUUACUGUCGCUGUAUACCAAUGGAUCGGGCAAUGGAGACGUCGUGCACGGACACGUGUCCGGUGGUAUGUUGGUCAGCGGCGGAGUAAGCAGUCGGAUCACGAUCAAACUAACGGAGUGUUUGGAUUUGGCACGCAAAAACGGUCUCUGUGAUCCGUACGCAAUCGUAGUGGCGCACUAUUCGAACAAAAAAACCAUCACAAAGCGCACGAAGGUGCGUAAAAAGACCAUCAACCCGUCGUUCGACGAAACGUUCAGCUUUGAUCUGUGUAUCGAUGGGCACGGGAGUGACUCCUCGAAAAGUGACAGCAACAACAUGUACACGGUAAUGCCGCUCGGUGGUGCGGAUCUUUGUGAAGUCGUCAUUAGCUUCAAGCACGCCAGCCCGGGCAUGGGAGACGACGUAUUUUUGGGCGAGAUUCGCAUACCAGUUCGGGGGAAACAGCAACAGAAUGCGGUGCAACCGAGCGCCUGGUACUUUCUACAGCCGCGCACCAGUCAAUCACGACCCAUGCGCACCUGUGCAACGCCACCAGGUACCCGGCUGUCCUGCGACAAUUCGCUCGGGUCGUUACGGUUGAAGCUAAACUACACCUCCGACCAUGUGUUUCCUUUGGCGACCUACGACCAGCUGUACAACGUCCUAAUUCAAUCGAUCGAUCAAAAACCGAUCACGGCCAGUGCGGUACAUAUUCUAGGUGAGAUCAGUCACAACAAAACGGAGGUAGCGCAACCGCUGGUACGUUUGUUCACCCACACCAACGUAAUCGCGCCGAUGAUAAAAGCGUUGGCUGAUCACGAAAUUUCGAAACUCACCGAUCCGACGACUAUCUUUCGCGGCAAUACGCUAGUGUCAAAGAUGAUGGACGAGGCGAUGCGACUGUCCGGUUUGCACUACCUGCACGCAACAUUGCGCCCGAUCGUAGAGGAGAUCUUUGCCGAAAAGAAACCGUGCGAAAUUGAUCCAUCCCGGGUGAAAGAUGUUAGUGCCAUCGAGGGCAACCUGCACAAUCUGCAGGACUACGUCGGGAAGGUGUUCGAAGCGAUCACGAAAAGUGCGGUUAAGUGUCCAGCGAUACUGUGCGAAAUAUUUCACAAUCUGCGCGAAUGUGCCGCCAAAUACUUCCCGCAGAACAAGGAGGUACGCUAUUCCGUAGUGUCGGGGUUCAUCUUUUUGCGGUUCUUUGCGCCUGCAAUUUUAGGACCGAAACUGUUCGAUCUGACUACCGAACCAGUGGACGAACAGACGACGCGCACCCUAACGCUGAUCUCCAAAACAAUCCAAUCGAUGGGUAACCUGGUCAGUUCGCGAUCGGCGCAGCAACCGUGCAAAGAAAAGUACACCGAGCAGCUGUAUAAAAAGUUUUGUACGGAGCAGCAUGUCGAAGCGAUUAAGCACUUCCUGGAGGUGAUUUCUACCGUUGGCGCUACCAACACUGGCGAAGGGCAAUCGAGCAUACUAGAACCUGUGGUGCUGAAAGAAGGAGAAUGGAUGAUGACGAAACGCGCCCAAGGACGAAAACGGUUUGGCAGGCGGAACUUCAAGCAGCGCUACUUCCGGCUGACGACACAAUCGCUUAGCUACGCAAAGGCCAAGGGAAAACGACCCAUCUGUGAUAUACCGCUAGCUGAUAUACUGGCUGUCGAACGGCUCAAUGAAAGGAGCUUCAAGAUGCAAAAUAUUUUUCAGAUAAUUAAAAAAGAUCAGCGACCCCUCUAUGUACAAACAGCAAACUGCGUGGAGGAGAAAGAGUGGAUUGAUCUGCUGAGUAAGAUCUGUCAAAGCAACAAAGCCCGACUCGUUAAUUUUCAUCCUAGGGCAUACAUUAACAGUGCAUGGACAUGUUGCAAUGAAAGUGACCAAUAUGCGGCAGGUUGUACGCCCGUAUCAUCUUCCGGCCCGAUCCAGAUGGAGCUCGCGACCGCCCUUGAUCCGGCGCGCGAUUUGCAGCGACUACAUUCGCUAAUCAUUGCCAACAUUAACAGCUUGGAGGUGUUGGAUCCGACCACGGCCUAUGAAGAUCCAAUGGCAGCGCGGAAAACGAUAAAAAAACUGAACGAAAUUGCCACGACACUAGAACAGAUUCACCGAAAGUACAAGUCGAUGUUGGCCCGCGACCUCAAGUACGGUAGCCGGCAGGCACCGAUCGGUGAUGAUAACUAUCUACACAUGCCAAGGUCCGGUUUUACGGCAGUUAUGGCGGCAGCAAGUGCAGCAGCUACUACCGGAAGUGGUACCCUGAACGGAUCGCAAUCUGCCAAUUCGUCCUGCAUGUCAAACACUAACAACAGCGCGGUAGGGAUCGCUACUGCCGGUUGUACCACAACACUUGGCAAUGGUGGUAUUGGCAGUGUAACGCCGAUCAGUGUCUCAACCCAGCACUAUCCCGAUGCCAGCUUGGCGCACUUUUUCCCCCAUCGGAAUUUGCUAAUGCGCAGCGCAGACGGCGGUGAUCCCCUGACGCAAUGCUAG
Molecule: messenger RNA, 3357 nt
Organism: Anopheles marshallii
Lineage: Eukaryota; Metazoa; Arthropoda; Insecta; Diptera; Culicidae
Gene: RasGAP1
Product: GTPase-activating protein
Exons: 7
Coding region: 1-3357 (1118 amino acids)
Biological process (GO): regulation of GTPase activity; intracellular signal transduction
Source: RefSeq, a predicted model, not a curated record